Megalops cyprinoides (Indo-Pacific tarpon) is the source of this 1931-nucleotide messenger RNA. It is a transcript of the gene ero1b, whose product is annotated as endoplasmic reticulum oxidoreductase 1 beta. Bases 332 to 1804 code for a protein of 490 amino acids. Gene Ontology annotation, cellular component: endoplasmic reticulum membrane; endoplasmic reticulum. The transcript is spliced from 16 exons. The record is from RefSeq and is a predicted model, not a curated record. Gene Ontology annotation, biological process: protein folding in endoplasmic reticulum. Gene Ontology annotation, molecular function: thiol oxidase activity; protein-disulfide reductase activity; FAD binding. Lineage: Eukaryota; Metazoa; Chordata; Actinopteri; Elopiformes; Megalopidae.
UGUAAACUAAAGGCAGGGGACUCGGAUGACCCGCAGUGGAAACCUCUUACAGUUGCGUUUUGGAUUUUUUAGUACAUUGACAGAUGUUGCCCUUUGCGGGACAGAUUCGUAGAAAGGCAUAUUUAUUUUGAAAAGACUAUCUUAACUGCACUUUUCUGCUGGCAGCUCAUUGUAGCACGAGAUUAGUUAGCUAGCUACCUAGCUAGCUAGUGACUACUCGGGGUCCAUAGCAAACUAGCUAGCAAGCAUUCGCUCCUGCAUUGUUGAACGGUACUGAUAUUAACCACUCUGGGUUUUUUUUUUUUAAAUAUACAUUCGUUUGGAAUUCGUGAUGAUAAAGAUCACGAUACAAACCGCGGGACUUACUGUUUUACUGUGGAUGCUUGUCGGGGACUUUGUUUUUGGUUGGUUUAACAGCAACAUCAAAUCCAAGACGCAGCAGAACGAAUAUUCUAGCAGCAGUACGGCCACCGACAGUCAAGACCAAAGCUGCUUUUGUCAUUUGACAGGUGUGUUGGAUGACUGCUUCUGUGACAUUGAGAGCAUCGAUGUCUUCAACAACUUCAAGAUUUACCCGGGCAUCCAGAAGCUGACAGAGAGAGACUACUUCAGAUACUACAAAGUGAACCUGAAGCGGCCCUGUCCUUUCUGGCCAGACGACAGCCACUGCGCCAUCAAGGACUGCCAGGUGGAGCCCUGUCCAGAGAGCAAGAUUCCUGUUGGAAUUAAAGCUGGCAACUACAACAAAUAUUCCCAGGCAGCUAAUACUAUAUCAGACAUAGAGGAGUGUGAGCAGGCACAUGAACUCGGAGCGAUUAAUAGCACUUUGAGCAACCGGAGCAAAGAGGCUUUCGCAGACUGGGCCCGACAUGACGACGCUCAGGACCAUUUCUGCGAGCUGGACGACGAGACGUCCCCAGAUGCCGAGUACGUGGACCUGCUCCUUAACCCCGAGCGCUACACUGGGUACAAGGGGCCCUCUGCGUGGCGGGUGUGGAACAGCAUCUAUGAGGAGAACUGCUUCAAGCCCAGGUCCGUGUACCGGCCCCUGAACCCACUGGCUCCAAGCAAAGGAGAUGAUGACGGUGAAAGCUUUUACAACUGGCUGGAAGGGCUGUGUCUGGAGAAGAGAGUCUUCUACAGGCUGAUCUCCGGCCUGCACAGCAGCAUCAACAUCCACCUGUGCGCUCAGUACCUGCUGGACGAGGGCUGGGGCAAGACCCUGUGGGGGCCUAACGUGCGGGAGUUCCGGCACCGAUUCGACCCGGCCGAGACCAAGGGCGAGGGCACCCGGCGGCUGAAGAACCUGUACUUCCUCUACCUGAUCGAGCUGCGCGCCCUGUCCAAGGUGGCGCCGUAUUUCGAGCGCUCCUUCAUCAACCUGUACACGGGGAACGCCCGGGAGGAUGCCGCCACCAAGGACCUGCUGCUGCAGAUCUUCAACGAGACCAAAGCCUUCCCAAUGCAUUUUGACGAGAAGUCCAUGUUCGCUGGGAAGAAGAUCGAGGCCAAAACAUUAAAGGAGGAGUUCAGGCUCCACUUCAAGAACAUCUCGCGCAUCAUGGACUGCGUAGGCUGCAGCAAGUGCCGGCUGUGGGGGAAACUGCAGACCCAAGGCCUGGGCACGGCCCUGAAGAUCUUAUUUUCCGAGAAGGAAAUCAAGAACCUCCCAGAGAACAGCCCCUCCAAAGGCUUCCAGCUGACACGACAGGAGAUUGUGGCGCUUCUGAAUGGGUUUGGAAGACUUUCUACCAGCAUAAAAGAACUUCACAAUUUCCGGACUCUGCUGAAGGACCGCAGGUAACAAAUAUGGGCGGCCACCAGAUGGCUGCUGCCCAGAGGACACUGCAAUAGUCUUAUCCUCCCCAGAAUAAGGCCGCCACUUCAGGGACAACAGGAUUGACGCUUCCCCCCCCCACCCUCCACCCCCU